This is a messenger RNA of Encephalitozoon hellem ATCC 50504, 693 nucleotides long. RefSeq names its product dolichol-phosphate mannosyltransferase. Bases 1 to 693 code for a protein of 230 amino acids. NCBI's taxonomy places the organism in Eukaryota, Fungi, Microsporidia, Unikaryonidae. Gene Ontology annotation, biological process: GPI anchor biosynthetic process; protein O-linked glycosylation via mannose. The record is from RefSeq and is a predicted model, not a curated record. Gene Ontology annotation, cellular component: endoplasmic reticulum membrane. Gene Ontology annotation, molecular function: dolichyl-phosphate beta-D-mannosyltransferase activity. The transcript has a single exon.
AUGUACAAUGUUAUCAUACCAACAUACAAUGAAAGAGAGAACAUCAAGGUUCUGCUACAAAUGGUUUCCGAUGUUAUGAGCAAUGAGGGAGAGCCGUUCAAGAUAGUUGUUGUGGACGACAGCAGCCCUGAUGGGACCUAUGGAGUUGUGGAAUCGAUGGGGUUACCCAAUGUGUGCCUCUUAUCUAGAAAGAAGAAGCUUGGGCUUGGAAGUGCAUACAGGACAGCUCUCAAGCACUGCGAGUAUCCGUUCACCAUUGUAAUGGAUGCAGAUUUAUCCCACGACCCUAUGUACAUCAGAACUAUGAUUGAGAUUCAAAAGCAAGGGGCUGAGAUUGUUGUAGGAAGCAGGUAUUCUGAGAAAGGAGGUGUUUAUGGGUGGUCUAUGAAGAGAAAGAUCAUAAGCCUUGGGGCAAAUAACCUUGCCAGGACGUUCCUCAACUUAAAUGUGUCAGAUGUCACAGGAAGCUUUCGAUUAUACAAAACGGAGGCAUUCAGAGCAUUGGUUGAAAAGUCUGUGUCUACAGGGUAUUCCUUUCAGAUGGAGCUGAUGUGCUUGGCAAAGAGACACGGGCUAAAGGUGUCUGAGUGUCCAAUUGUUUUUCACGAGAGGAAAAGGGGGGAGUCGAAGCUAUCUCUGAUGGAGAUUGUGAUGUACUUAAGGACGAUAGCCUUACUGUUUUUUAGCGUUUAA